AGGUGGGCUGUGUGCAGUGAACUGGAAUGCUCUCCCUCGCUCACUCCUCAGUGCAGGAGUGACGUGAAGCAGGACAAGCUCGGGCUGCAGCUGCCGCUGGCUUUGUGUGGACUGGACUCAGCGCUUGGGAGAAGGGGGAGGGUUGCUACUCCAAUUCACUGUCAAUGGAAUUACAGCGAUAACGGCAGUGUAUGUAGGAUUGCCUUUUCUCAUCUUCCUGGAGAUGCUCAGUCCCAGUAUAUUUUAAGGAAGAGAAAAAUAAAAGAAAUUUAGUAUGCUUCCUUUUUGCUCCAUGAAGAAUAUUUGUUUCCUUUGCCUCUAAAAAGAGAAUUCUUGCUCUUGUGUGACGUGACUGCAUCCGAAACUGAGAAAGCUACAGAAGCAAAAGCUGGAAAUAGCUAUUUCACAGCAGGGCUCUGAACUGACAGAAGCUACCUUGUGUUAAAGACCUCGACACUUUGACCAUGAUCAGCCCAGCCUGGAGCAUCUUCCUCCUAGGGACUAAAAUUGGACUGUUCCUUCAAGUGGCACCUCUAUCAGCUACAACUAAAUCCUGCCCAUCUGUGUGUCGAUGUGAUGCGGGUUUCAUUUACUGUAACGAUCGCUUCCUGACAUCCAUUCCAACAGGAAUACCAGAGGAUGCUACAACUCUGUACCUUCAGAACAACCAAAUAAAUAACGCUGGGAUUCCUUCAGAUCUGAAAAACUUGUUGAAAGUAGAAAGAAUCUACCUAUACCAUAACAGUUUAGAUGAAUUUCCUACCAACCUCCCAAAGUAUGUCAAAGAGUUACACUUACAAGAAAAUAACAUUAGAACUAUCACUUAUGAUUCGCUUUCAAAAAUUCCCUAUCUGGAGGAAUUACACUUAGAUGAUAACUCUGUCUCUGCUGUUAGCAUCGAAGAGGGAGCAUUCCGCGACAGCAACUAUCUCCGUCUGCUUUUCCUGUCUCGGAACCAUCUUAGCACAAUUCCCUGGGGCUUGCCCCGGACUAUUGAAGAACUACGGCUGGAUGAUAAUCGCAUAUCCACUAUUUCGUCACCAUCUCUUCAAGGUCUCACUAGCCUAAAGCGCCUGGUUUUAGAUGGAAACCUGUUGAACAACCAUGGUUUAGGUGACAAAGUUUUCUUCAACCUUGUAAACUUAACUGAACUAUCACUGGUGCGAAACUCCUUGACUGCUGCACCAGUUAACCUUCCAGGCACAAACCUGAGGAAGCUUUACCUCCAAGAUAACCACAUCAACCGGGUGCCCCCGAAUGCUUUUUCUUAUCUAAGGCAGCUCUAUAGACUUGACAUGUCAAACAAUAACCUAAGUAAUUUGCCUCAGGGUAUCUUUGAUGAUUUGGACAAUAUAACCCAGCUGAUCCUUCGCAACAAUCCCUGGUAUUGUGGGUGCAAGAUGAAAUGGGUCCGUGACUGGUUACAGUCAUUACCUGUGAAGGUCAAUGUGCGUGGGCUCAUGUGCCAAGCUCCAGAAAAAGUCCGUGGGAUGGCUAUCAAGGACCUCAAUGCAGAACUGUUUGACUGUAAGGACAGUGGGAUUGUGAGCACCAUUCAGAUAACCACUGCAAUACCUAACACAGUGUAUCCAGCUCAAGGACAGUGGCCAGCUCCAGUGACCAAACAAGCGGAUGCUAAGAAUCCCAAGCUUCCUAAGGAUCAGCGAACUACAGGGAGUCCCUCAAGAAAAACAAUUACAAUUACUGUGAAGUCAGUCACCCCUGACACAAUUCAUAUUUCUUGGAAACUUGCUCUACCUAUGACUGCUUUAAGACUCAGCUGGCUUAAACUGGGUCAUAGCCCAGCGUUUGGAUCUAUAACUGAAACAAUUGUAACAGGUGAACGCAGUGAAUAUUUGGUCACAGCCUUGGAGCCUGAUUCACCAUAUAGAGUAUGCAUGGUUCCCAUGGAAACCAGUAACCUCUACCUAUUUGAUGAAAAUCCUGUUUGCAUUGAGACAGAAACAGCACCCCUUCGAAUGUACAACCCUACAACCACCCUCAAUCGAGAGCAAGAGAAAGAACCUUACAAAAACCCCAAUUUACCUUUGGCUGCCAUCAUUGGAGGAGCUGUGGCCCUGGUGACCAUUGCCCUGCUGGCUUUAGUGUGUUGGUAUGUCCAUAGGAAUGGAUUGCUGUUCUCAAGGAACUGUGCGUACAGCAAGGGGAGGAGAAGAAAGGAUGACUAUGCAGAGGCAGGCACGAAGAAGGACAACUCUAUCCUGGAGAUCAGGGAGACUUCUUUUCAGAUGUUACCCAUAAGCAAUGAACCCAUCUCAAAGGAGGAGUUUGUAAUACACACCAUUUUUCCUCCUAAUGGAAUGAAUCUGUACAAAAACAAUCACAGUGAAAGCAGUAGUAACCGAAGCUACAGAGACAGUGGUAUCCCAGACUCCGAUCACUCACACUCAUGAUGCUGGAGGAUUCACAGCACACUGUGCUUCAGGGUUUUGAAACCUAAGUGAUGUGCUGGUAGGGACCCUGUUCUACUGCGAAACACUGGAAAAAUGGACUGGAAAAAAAAAAAGCAAUGUACUGUACAUUUGCCAUA
Molecule: messenger RNA, 2551 nt
Organism: Ochotona curzoniae (black-lipped pika)
Lineage: Eukaryota; Metazoa; Chordata; Mammalia; Lagomorpha; Ochotonidae
Gene: FLRT3
Product: fibronectin leucine rich transmembrane protein 3
Exons: 3
Coding region: 465-2414 (649 amino acids)
Molecular function (GO): protein binding
Source: RefSeq, a predicted model, not a curated record